This is a messenger RNA of Funneliformis caledonium, 810 nucleotides long. NCBI's taxonomy places the organism in Eukaryota, Fungi, Glomeromycota, Glomeromycetes, Glomerales, Glomeraceae. The record is from the annotation of a GenBank genome assembly.
AUGGAUGUAUCCUUAGAUGAACAAUUUGACAUUAAUAAUGUGGAUUGGACUUUGAGUAAAUGCAAAAAAUUUUUAAGGUUAGUCCAAGAAAAACCGACUGAAACUCGUAUCAAAAAAGAGCCAGGCGACGGAAGCCAUUUAUUUCUGCCGAUGUAUCUUGGCAAGGGCCGCGAAUUUUAUAAAUGGGAUUCAAAGAACCUUCACGACAUAUUUGUAGCAAUUUUUCGAUUUUUGCAAAAAUAUUAUCACGAUUUAAGCUGGUUGAAUCUUAAAGCCCUUCACAAAGACAAACAUGCUAGCAAAGAGGCAAAAUUACAAGAUAAAUUCAUCAAGGAAAUUAAUGAUAAAUGGCUUCCAGGAUUCGGGUAUCUUUACGAUUUUGAAUAUAGAAUUGGGUACCACAAAGGAGAUUUGAUUUUUACAGAUGAUAAUGGAUUUCUUGUAGCUGUAGAAACGAAAAGAGGGGGAUAUAAUCCGGUGCUUAUCAUACAGAAUAUCAAUAAAGCCAAGGAGCAAGCAAUUAAAUAUCGAAAUCUCCUCAUGGAAAGAACCAAAAAUGAUUCUAAUAUCAUUACAAUUCUCGGUGUCUAUUUUAUCGAUGUGGGUAAGAAAAUGAAAUUGUUUCCCUUGGACAUUGACAAUAAAAUAUGGGAGGCGAUCAAAAAGGUUCACGAAUUCAACAAAAAGUCUCUGACUUCUGAUAAAAUUUCUAUUGCUCAAACAAUUGGAAGAGAAACGUUCAUUAGAUCAUCCCAAGAGGCUGAUUCUGAUGAAGAUAUUACGGAUGGACUUGAAAACACUCAUUUAUAA